This is a messenger RNA of Emericellopsis atlantica, 615 nucleotides long. RefSeq names its product DUF1649 domain protein. The transcript has 3 exons. NCBI's taxonomy places the organism in Eukaryota, Fungi, Ascomycota, Sordariomycetes, Hypocreales, Bionectriaceae. Gene Ontology annotation, biological process: autophagy; autophagosome assembly. Gene Ontology annotation, cellular component: phagophore assembly site. Bases 1 to 615 code for a protein of 204 amino acids. The record is from RefSeq and is a predicted model, not a curated record.
AUGGAGGCCCAGAAGCCCACCGAGUUCCAUCUCGAAGUCUUUGCGGACCCGCGCUCCGUGCGCGACGUCGUCAAAGCGGUUCUCCACGCCAUCUUCUUCCAUCGCUUCUUCCCCUCCAUCGUGCCCCAGACCCACGAAGUCCUCGACCUCACCCUCCCCUACGUCCCGGACCCCGAGCUCGAGACCCUCAUUGACCAGCGCGCCGCUGCGCUCGAGCGACACAUUGACGCCCAGCGCCCGCCAUCGCAACCGACCGGCGCGAGCACGACCUCGAAUCCUGCGAACAAGGGCGGCAGGGGCCAGUUGACCGUCCAGUUCUUCGAGAAGAAGAGACGCAAGGGCACAUGGCUGUCCCGCGGGGACGAGGAGGUCUGCUGGGAGUCGUGGACCGUCAAGGUCACCGUCUCCGAGCCUCGGACAGAGAGUGAACGCGCCAAGGUGCGCCGCGCCAUGGAGCAGACCCUGCAAAAGGCCGCCUUCAACAUCAUCACCUACAUCAACCAGCACAAGGAUCACAUCCCCCCGAUCACGACGCAGACGUCCAACCCCUUCCCUUACAAGAUCAACGUCGAUCAGCAAGAGACGGGCUGGGCCUCCAGAAUGCGCAUAUACUAG